GCUCCAACUGGUACAUCUACUUUGUUAUGAAUACUUUAACUUGGGCAGCCGUUUUGGUCUUGGCCUCCACAGCAGCGAGCUCACACGCAGCGCUCCUCGUCGAGCUGCCAAAUGGAAAGCUACGUGGACGGGACAAUGGCAUAUAUUACAGCUACGAGUCGAUACCCUACGCGCAGCCGCCCAUCGACGACCUGCGCCUGGAGGAUCCAGUUCCAUAUACCGAGCGAUGGGAGCAGACCUUUGAUGCCAGCAGGCCGCCGACUGAAUGUCUGCAAUGGAGCCAGUCUAUCAAAGUGUCCGAUAAACUGACGGGCAGCGAGGACUGCCUGACUGUCAGUGUCUACAAGCCCAAGAAGCCCAGUCUCAUCGCUCUUCCGGUCGUGGCGAAUAUAUUCGGAGGAGCGUGGACCUUUGGCAGCUCGCUCGAUGACGGAGUUGAGCACUUCAUGCGCAGAGGUAAUGUAAUCGUGGUGAAGAUCAACUAUAGAGUGGGUCCGCUUGGCUUUCUGAGCACCGGCGACAACGUACUUCCUGGUAACUACGGCCUCAAGGAUCAGCGCCUCGCAAUCCAAUGGAUUAAGCAGAAUAUCGAUCGAUUCGGCGGAGAUCCAGAAAACAUCAUUCUUCUUGGUUUCGGCACAGGCGGUUCGUCAGUCCAUCUGCAGCUAAUGCACAAGGAUAUGGAGAGGUUGGUCAAGGGCGGCAUCUCCAUUAGUGGCACGGCCACAUCUCCCUUUGCUGUGCAGUCCGGCGGGCAAGAGCUGGCAUUCCAAUAUGCCAAAAAGUUGGGCUGCGACAAGCUCAAAUCAUCAACUAAACUGAAGGAGUGCCUGAAGGAAAUGCCAGCGGACCGUUUAGUUAGGGGUAUAAAAUAUCUGCAAGUCUUUGAAUACGUCAAUUUUGGCGCAUUUAGUCCAGUCAUCGAGUCGACGGAUUCGCGUAAGCCAUUCCUCACCGAAUUUCCAAUCGAGACCAUCAGGAGUGGAAGGUCUGCCCAGGUGCCGUGGUUGGCCAGCUACACCACGGAGAAUGGCAUAUACAACGCCGCCCUCUUGCUGAAAAGGAGCUCCAAUGGCAGAGCGAAAAUAGAGGAGCUAAAAUCUCGCUGGAAUGAGCUGGCCCCGUACUUCUUCUCGUAUCCUUACUUUUGGAAACGAUCUGAGAGGGACAAUCAUUCCCGCAAACUCAAGCAGCAGUACCUUGGCUAUAGGAACUUCAGCGUGGAGAACUAUUUCGACGUGCAGCGCAUGUUCACCAACGAGCUAUAUAAGAAUGGCGUUGAGGUGGCAUUAGACGCACAUCGAAAGUAUGGCGACAGUCCCGUUUAUGCAUAUGUGUACGACAACCCUGCUCAAAAGUCAUUCGCCCAGUUACUAUCGAGGAGGAAAAAUCUGUUCCUGGGCACGGGCAUGGGCGACGAUUACUAUUUAAUGUUCAGCAAUCCAGUGCGCAAUCCUCUGAGAGUUGACGAGAAGAUUACCUCGGCUAGGCUAGUCAAGAUGGUGGAGCAGUUUGCCCAAGGCGGAAACUUUUCCUAUAUGAACUGCGUGUUUCCGGACAAUCGGGGCAAAAGGCACUUCCAGCUGGUGGCCAUCAAGCGCACCUACUGCAAAGUCAUGGAAGCGAAGUAUUUACCUGAUAUAGUCUCCAAAAAUCUACCACGAUCCCCUUUAAUCUCGUAUUAAGCAC
This is a messenger RNA of Drosophila navojoa, 1689 nucleotides long. Its product is annotated as esterase S. NCBI's taxonomy places the organism in Eukaryota, Metazoa, Arthropoda, Insecta, Diptera, Drosophilidae. The record is from RefSeq and is a predicted model, not a curated record.